Micropterus dolomieu (smallmouth bass) is the source of this 855-nucleotide messenger RNA. RefSeq lists its product as uncharacterized. The record is from RefSeq and is a predicted model, not a curated record. Lineage: Eukaryota; Metazoa; Chordata; Actinopteri; Centrarchiformes; Centrarchidae. The coding region runs from base 31 to 660 and encodes 209 amino acids. The transcript has 5 exons.
UCCAUAUCCCUUGAAUUUGUUACAGGUGUAAUGCUGCAUGCAUCGCACUUGUUAAAAGUUCAGUCUUGUGUUUCAGCUGUUGACUUAUUUCUCCACAUGUUGGAUGUUUGCUUUUCCAUCACACACACAGAAAAUGACACUGAAAGACUGCCCGGUGUGCCUGUUGGGUUAUGCAAAUGGCACAUGAAGGAAGUGCACGGUGUCACAGACCGGGAGGAGAGGAGGCUGAUGCUGGGAAUGGCAUCAGGAAGAUAUGGAGGCCCCCUGUGUUGCCCUGAAAUGAGGUGCCGUGGGAGGGAGUUCACCAGGCUGGAUUGUCACCUGAACACUGUUCACAAAAUGGCGAAGGACAAAAGGACAGAGGUUUUGAUGAAACAACGGAGGGCCGCCAUUUUCUCAAGACUCAAUCAAAUAAAAAAGAAAAGAAAAGAAGUUGAAGUGAUCCAGCAGUCCCUGAUGUGCACUGGGCAGGGAGUGGACAACUUGCAUAAAGCUGGGAAGAAAAGAGAUGCUUCCAUCGAAAAGGCCUGGCAACCGAUGGUCUGGAGAAAGAGGAGGCAGGUCCUCCUCUGUGUGGUGAAGCUGUCCCUCACAGGACAGCGGCAGCUCAGUGGAGGCAGCAGAGCCUGGGACGUCUCCACUGGCACCAAACCUGAGUGAGGCCUGCAGCAUCUGGUUAGCUGAGGAUUCAUCUCAGGAUGCCAUGGAAGUGCUGUUCACCACUAACCUUGAGUGGGAGGUCGACAGCCUACCAGAUUUCUCCUGGCUAGUGUAAGAUUGUGUCCUCCUUGUAUAUAUGUAUAUAUUUGUUUAUAAUGUUUUACAUUUUAUUUGUAUCUUUGUAUAUAUAUUUUA